Molecule: messenger RNA, 798 nt
Organism: Dentiscutata erythropus
Lineage: Eukaryota; Fungi; Glomeromycota; Glomeromycetes; Diversisporales; Gigasporaceae
Source: the annotation of a GenBank genome assembly
AUGACUUUCUACAUAGACAAAUAUAAUAUAUUUAAUUCUAUUAAUAAUGUGUAUGAAGAUGAAAUUGCUCUUGGGGUUUCUUAUUUGAAUUUGGGUCUUUAUGUUGAUUCACUUGAACAAUUUAGUUGUAUUUUAGAAAUCAAUUCUAACAAUAUGAUCGCAUUACGGUACGAAGAAACUAUCCAAUUUUUAAAUAAAGGUUUAGAAAUUAACCCUCAAAAUAAAACUAUAUUAACACUUCGCGCAGGUGCCUAUUUUUAUCUGGAUCAGUAUAAUAAUGCAAUCAGAGAUUUAAAUAAGAGUUUGGAAAAGGAACAUAAUAAUGCUACUGCACUUUUUUUACGUGGACAAAUUUAUUACUGCCUCAAUCAUUUUCAUGAAGCAUUUUUAGAUUUUUACGAUGCAUUAAAAUUUGAGCCAGAUAAUACAGAUAUGUUAGUUCUCCGUGGAGAAGCUUAUUUAAGCUUGGAACAUUAUUAUAAUGCAUUUUUAGACUUUGAAAAAGCACUAGAAAUUUUACCAGAAAAUGUAUUUGCAUUAUUUUAUAGUGGUAAAAUCUAUUUUGAACAAGAACAGUACGGUAGGGUUCUCUCUUAUUCUAGUGAAGCAUUGAAAAUUGAACCAGGUUUUGUGCCUAUAUUAAUUCUUCGUGGUUCAGCUUACUACUGUUUAAAAAAAUAUAAAGAAGCACUUGAAGACUUCAGUAAAGCGCUUAAAGUUGAACCUAAUAAUGAAGCUGUUUUAAAAUAUGUCAAAGACGCAUAUAAUGGAUUCAACUUUACAUCAAUGAAAAAUACC